AUGUCUGUUACAACUGAGGAUCCAGUCUCUUCUGGAUUCAAAUGGGAUCACUUCAAAACAGUUACAGAUCCAAAACAGCUCUCUCGAGCGACUACGUUCCUCGAAUCUGUGUCCUGGCCAGCGCUGGAAGAUGUGGCGAGCAGAAUACGAGGCGGGAUCAGCUGCAAGCUGACGGCUGACAUUGGACUUGGCUACAAUCACAUGGUCCGAGACAUUCAGUUCGCGGACGGCACACAUCUUGUAGCCCGCCUCCGACUUCCUCGUUUCUCAGAUAACGGACUGUACCCGGAUUCAAAUGCUGUGGAUAUCGCCAUGAGGAGUGAGAUCUGCACCCUACACGCCAUCGCAGAACAUACAGAUAUUGUAGUUCCUCAAGUCUACGCCUCUGAUACUAGCGCCGACGGUGAAGUAGGCGCCCCAUACGUCUUGAUGAAUCGUCUGGAGGGGAAUUCAGGACUUGAUCUUGGCCUCGAGAUACCGUUGCAGUACGAGAACGACUUGUUCUCCGAAAUGGCGAGAAUACAUGUCCGUCUCUCCUGCAUACGAUUACCGAGAAUUGGCAUAGUUAUUGAUAUCAACGAGGACGGCACAUACCAGCAAGGGGCUAUACCUGGUAUAGGUGGACCUUUUGAUACUGCAGCAGAAUACUACACAGCAUGGUCGAAAAACGUUUCUUUCGGUCUCGAGGAGGAGCGGCUACGACAAGCGUCUGGAAAAUUCGCGGAGGAAGUCGUCGCCUCGACCGCGUUGUUCAAGAAGUCCAUCGCCGACUUGGCGGAUAAGAUAUCUACGCCUACCAACAAUCGUGGACCUUUCCCUUUGAUUCAUGGCGACUUUGGACACCACAACAUCCUGGUCGACGAUGACUACCGUGUCAAAGGCGUCAUCGACUUCGAGUAUGCGUUUGCGGGCCCAUGGGAGAUUGCAGCUAGCUUCCCGAAGAAUCUCUUCUCAAUGCCGCGUGUAGCUGAUGCACCGUGGAAUUACGAUGCUGAUGGUAACGCCAUACCACAAGAUUUGGUGCAGACGCUGAUGUAUCAGAAAAACUACAUAAAAGCUGUGGAGAUGGAAGAGUCGCGUUUUGGCAAGGACUGUAUUCUCUCGACAGCAAUGCUUGAUCCUGAGAGACAGCAGCUGGGAGAAGCAUUGGGGUCCUUCAGGGAAGGGGUCGCUGGGUUUUACGGGAAUUUGACCGAAGAGUGUUCUUCACUUUGGAAGAAGGGCAGUCAGACAACAGGCUCGACACGCAUUGGUGUAUUAGAGGAGGUCACGUUCUCGACUUCUAUGGUUUCGGUUCGAGUUCGACCUCGCAGUAACCCGUGA
This is a messenger RNA of Aureobasidium pullulans EXF-150, 1323 nucleotides long. RefSeq lists its product as uncharacterized. The coding region runs from base 1 to 1323 and encodes 440 amino acids. The transcript is spliced from 2 exons. The record is from RefSeq and is a predicted model, not a curated record. NCBI's taxonomy places the organism in Eukaryota, Fungi, Ascomycota, Dothideomycetes, Dothideales, Saccotheciaceae.